AUGGAUUUGUCGAAGAUGCGGGGGUGGCGCGAGCUCGUGGCGGGGGAGACGGGGGCGCCGGAGGUCGUCUUCGUCGAGCAUCACCCCCGCGAGCUCUCGACGGCGCGGCAGUGGCGGGAGUUCCUCACGGCGGCCUUCGCGGAAGGGGUGAUCGGAGUCGGAACGUUUUUGAUCACCGCGCAGGAGGCGGAUCCGCUCGGGAUUCCCGAUUUGAGCGUUGGGAAAGCUCCGGGUGCGACGCGACGCGAGAUGGAGGAGGCGAUUCUCGAUUCUGCCGAGGCCUGCCAGCUUCGCGCCCGUAUUCUGAGGACUUUUACGUCGUCGUGGGAUUUCCCUGUGCUGCCCGAGGAGGAACCCAGCUGCUUCUCCCAUGUUUGCCUUAUUGAAGAGCCGGUAAACCCAUAG
This is a messenger RNA of Phytomonas sp. EM1, 405 nucleotides long. NCBI's taxonomy places the organism in Eukaryota, Euglenozoa, Kinetoplastea, Trypanosomatida, Trypanosomatidae. The record is from the annotation of a GenBank genome assembly.